UUCCUACCUAGCUUUCUUCUCCCAACACAAACGAAUCUACCAUUCUCUCUCUCUCUAGUCUCUCUCCUCAGUCCCCGUUGAAUAACCGUUGUAUACGCAAGCAAAUUCAGAAUCUUGGCAUAACCAACCAGGCAUUUCAUUUCAUUUCCUGCGGCGGGCGGAUCAUGGCGUUGUUUCAGUCGGCCUUCCUUCUUUCCAUCCUCCUCCUAUCUCUUUCUUCUUCUUUGAUUCAGGCUUCCGAUAUCAACUACUGUAAUAAUAAAGCAAACUAUGAUGUUAAGGUCAAUGGAGUGGAGAUAUCUCCUUACCCUGUGUCAAGAGGUGUAGAUACCAUCUUCAGCAUAUCUGCAUCCACAGGUGAAGCUAUUUCGGAAGGUAAACUGAUGAUUGAUGUGUCAUACUUCGGAUUCCAUAUCUAUUCGGAGACUGAUGACAUAUGUAGUAAAACAAGUUGCCCCGUCUCUGCUGGUGACUUUGUUGUAUCCCACUCUCAAUCUUUACCCAUAUUUACUCCUCCGGGUACAUACAGUCUAACAAUGAAGAUGGAGGACGGAAAUAAACGACAAUUGACAUGCAUUCAUUUCGAUUUCAGCAUUGGAUUUGGAGCAACUGAAGCUGCUUUAGCUGCUGAUAUGUAAAAAAAACAUAAAAUGUCUUUGUAAGAAAUCGAGAUUCGCUGCGAAACAACUAGUUGUUUGGUACGCAAAUCUUUACUUGUAACAUAAACAUAUGCAUGAACUGAAUUGUCAAAACAUGCUUUUAUUUCAGCAGUGGUUACUCUAUUAUUAUUAUUA
Messenger RNA from Impatiens glandulifera, 794 nucleotides. Its product is annotated as putative phosphatidylglycerol/phosphatidylinositol transfer protein DDB_G0282179. Bases 165 to 638 code for a protein of 157 amino acids. Gene Ontology annotation, biological process: intracellular sterol transport. Gene Ontology annotation, molecular function: sterol binding. The record is from RefSeq and is a predicted model, not a curated record. NCBI's taxonomy places the organism in Eukaryota, Viridiplantae, Streptophyta, Magnoliopsida, Ericales, Balsaminaceae. The transcript is spliced from 4 exons.